UCGGGUGGAGCCGGAGCCGGAGCCGGAGCGCUUGGGUCUGGGCUGGGCGCCUUUGGAGGGAUGCUUUGGGGGUGCCUUUGGAGGGGGAGCCCCGUCUGGGAGCGGAGCCCCGCUGCUGUUGCUGCUGCUGCUUGGUGCCGCUGGUGCUGAAGCCCUGUCUGCGCGCGAGGGGCCAUGUCCCGCAAGAAGAGCCCCAAAGGCAAGGGCUCGGGGGGCUCUGCCGGGGGUCCCUCUUCGUCUCUUCCCCCGCGGACCCCCAGCAGCAGCAGCAGCAGCAGCAGCAGCAGCGGAGCAGGAGGGGGCAGGAGCAGCAAGGGGGCGCCCCCUGCCUCCAAGGAUGGGGCUAAUGGGGCUCCUCCCGGGCCCCUUCCCCUGGGAAGACCCUCCCUCAGCGCCAGCAGCGAGUUCUACGACGUGGCCUUCAAGGUGAUGCUGGUUGGUGACUCCGGAGUCGGCAAAACCUGCCUCCUGGUGCGGUUUAAGGAUGGCGCUUUCCUAGCCGGGAGCUUCAUCUCGACGGUGGGGAUCGAUUUUCGGAAUAAAGUGUUGAAUGUGGAUGGUGUGAAAGUCAAGCUGCAGAUCUGGGACACUGCCGGUCAGGAGAGAUUUCGUAGCGUCACCCACGCUUACUACCGGGAUGCCCACGCUUUGCUCUUGCUCUACGACGUCACAAACAGAGCAUCAUUUGACAACAUCCAGGCUUGGCUGACAGAGAUCCACGAAUACGCAAAGCAAGAUGUGGUUCUUAUGUUGCUGGGGAACAAGGUGGACUCAACCCAGGAACGAGUGGUAAAACGGGAAGACGGGGAGAAGUUAGCCAAGGAAUAUGGAGUGCCCUUCAUGGAGACCAGCGCCAAGAGCGGCUUGAAUGUUGACUUAGCCUUCACAGCCAUCGCCAAGGAGCUGAAGCACAGGUCCAUGAAGCUGCCUCACGAGCCCCGCUUCAAGCUCCACGACUAUGUCAAGAAGGAGGUGAAAGGCACAGGCUGCUGCCGAGGGUAAAACCAAGUGGAUCCUGCCCCUCUCUUUGGGCUGCGCACCAUGUACAGAGACUCACAACCAGCGCCCCAGCUGUGUCGAUGUCUGUGCCACUCGUUCCCCUUCCUCUUCCUCCUCUUCCCUGCGGAAACUACGUGUCUCUUCUUUGUGUCUUGUCCGUUUCGUCCAGGUGAAAAAUGGGAGGUGGGGAAGCAGGUAGAGGCUUGCUGACCUCAUCCUGAGCAGCCAGGUAUCGGCUAAGAUGCUUUAAAGAAUGAGUAUAUAUUAAGGACGCAGGAGAUAAAGAGAUGAAUGAAUGAUACAAGAUUAAAUUGGGCCAACCCUUGUGCUUGAGGGCUGGGUAUGAACCAUCUUAGGCAGUUUGCGAAAGGCCCCGUGCGUGUGGUACUAAAAUAAAUGGGGUUUUUACACAAGCAAGUGUGCAACGGCACACUUUCCAUGUGUUUGAGCUGCAACCAAGUCAGGCAGCUCUUUGGUGGAUCAGGCACCGCGUCCCUUUUGUAAUCUUUUGUGUUGGUCUAUUGGCCAGCAAACGUUUUUGGGAUUUGCACUCCAUGUUGUCACCCAUCAUGAGAAAUCCCCAAAGACGGCACUUGCCGCCCUUUAACUUUUUAAAGAAGCCAGGGCUUGAUGUUGUGAUGUGUGUAUGUGCCAAACAGCUUUCCCCACUAUCCAGGCGAGGAAGAGGGAAAAGCCGCUGGUUCUUUUGCCGCAUUUUGGCUGGCUGGGACAGAAGCAAAUAUCCCAAGCCAUUUUAAGGCUUGGUUUUUCUGGGUGGUGGGAGUUUUGAGAGGGUUCGUCCUUGAACCCAAGCGCUUUGGGUAUGUUCUUUGCCCCUUCCUCCUCUUUUUGUAGAGAUGUGCAAUACAAAGAAAGAAAGCUCAUUUUAUUUGUAUAUUUGAAAUAAUUGUAUUUUUAAAGUUAAUACAUCUUUCACUACUCAGUUCUCUAAUCAUUCCCUUGGUGCAUCUCCUGUGGUUGUUCUCGGAUACAGCAAGCGCGUCUCUGUUUUUAACAUUUCAAUGUCUUAUGGGGGGGGGGGGGGGAAUCCAGGUAGCAUGUUUGAAAAUGGUGCUGGAAGCAGCAUAAGGCAAAGUGGGCAUUAGUACAGACUGCAAUGAGUAACUAGAAAAGCAAGAAGGGGAAUUCCCAAAAGCAGAACUUUGUUAGGCUUGUGCACCAUUUCCUUUUGGGGACUGAAUGCAAGGUGUAGCCUGGAGGCUUCCAGUUCAAUUGCUGUCGAGUAAACCUAAAAUGGUUACCUGCAUUAAGCUAUCUUGGCCUCUCCAGCCCUCCAACAAAGGGGAGAAUACAAGAAUCCUUCACAGCGCCGUUGUAAGGAGCAACUGAGAAUGUAUUCCAAGUGCUUUGCACACUCGGAAGUGCUCAAUGUAUAUUUCAGCAAAUGCUUAAGUUAUGAUAGGCUUCCUUCCCAAUGUGUAGGUUUCCUCUCUUGUGUGUGUACAGCUGAACAUUUUAAUUUUAAAAGGGUAUACCUUUCC
Molecule: messenger RNA, 2501 nt
Organism: Sceloporus undulatus (fence lizard)
Lineage: Eukaryota; Metazoa; Chordata; Lepidosauria; Squamata; Phrynosomatidae
Gene: RAB26
Product: RAB26, member RAS oncogene family
Exons: 9
Coding region: 175-1002 (275 amino acids)
Cellular component (GO): Golgi apparatus; endosome
Molecular function (GO): GTP binding; GTPase activity
Source: RefSeq, a predicted model, not a curated record